Messenger RNA from Theobroma cacao (cacao), 1430 nucleotides. Its product is annotated as Pectin lyase-like superfamily protein. Lineage: Eukaryota; Viridiplantae; Streptophyta; Magnoliopsida; Malvales; Malvaceae. Gene Ontology annotation, biological process: cell wall modification; pectin catabolic process. The record is from RefSeq and is a predicted model, not a curated record. Gene Ontology annotation, molecular function: pectinesterase activity.
UCAUUGAUUCUCUAAUUUAUCAACAGCAUCGCUUUUCCACCUAAAACAAAGUACCAACAAACUUGUAUAUAAACCGUAAUUCGACCAGGCCAGUUCCACUUGAACCUCUAAAGCAACAUUCCCUUCUGCUACACUAGCUCUCAUUCUUAUUCAUUCUUAGAUAUGUCAAAGUUUCAACCUUUUUUUUACAUUACCAUUCUUCUUCUUCUCUUGAAUGCAGGCCAGACAUUAUGCCAUACCAAAGGAAUCAGACUCAGAAGCUCUACAGGAAAGCAAACAAAAAUAAAUAUGACAAGAACCCAGGUCUCAGAGCAGCAGUUUAUGCAGUGGGUCAAAUUUGUUGGUAGCCUCAAACACUCCGUUUUCAGGACAGCAAAGAACAAGCUUUUCCCUUCUUACACUCUCACUGUGAACAAGAAUCCAGCGGCUGGAGACUUCACCAAAAUUCAGGAUGCCAUUGAUUCUCUUCCUUUUAUAAAUCUUGUGAGAGUGGUCAUCAAGGUCCAUGCAGGGGUUUACACGGAGAAGGUUAACAUACCGCCAUUGAAAUCCUUUAUAACCAUUGAAGGAGCAGGGGCAGAUAAAACAAUUGUUCAAUGGGGAGACACUGCUCAAACACCUGGGCCAAGAGGACAACCUUUGGGAACCUUCGGUUCUGCAACUUUUGCUGUGAAUUCCCCUUAUUUUAUUGCCAAAAACAUUACAUUCAAGAACACUACUCCAGUUCCACCACCAGGAGCAGUUGGAAAGCAAGCUGUAGCAUUUAGAAUAUCAGCAGAUACAGCCACUUUUUUGGGCUGUAGAUUCUUGGGAGCUCAGGAUACUCUCUAUGAUCACUUGGGUAGGCAUUAUUAUAAGGAUUGUUAUAUUGAAGGUUCUGUGGAUUUUAUCUUUGGCAAUGCCCUCUCCCUUUUUGAGGGAUGUCACGUUCAUGCAAUAGCAAGGCUAACGGGGGCCCUAACAGCACAAGGCAGAGGGAGUAUCCUGGAAGACACGGGGUUCUCUUUUGUCAACUGCAAGGUCACGGGCUCAGGGGCUCUCUACCUAGGCAGGGCAUGGGGUCCUUUCUCCAGGGUGGUCUUUGCUUAUACUUAUAUGGACAACAUUAUUAUUCCUAAGGGCUGGUAUAACUGGGGCGACCCUAACCGUGAAAUGACGGUGUUCUAUGGGCAGUACAAAUGCGCGGGGCCAGGAUCAAACUUUGCAGGGAGGGUUUCAUGGUCAAGAGAACUUACUGAUGAGGAGGCCAAACCUUUUAUCUCUCUUGGUUUCAUUGAUGGGUCUGAAUGGAUCAAAUUAUGAUCAUCAAAUUUAUUUUAUAUAUGCAUAAAUUCUAAAAUUCAUAAUGAAUGAUAUACAGUUUUGAUCUGUUGUAGGGAUGAUAGUCAUUAUAAUUCGAUAAUUAGAAGCCAUAACUAAAUCUUCAUUUA